Molecule: messenger RNA, 1906 nt
Organism: Striga asiatica
Lineage: Eukaryota; Viridiplantae; Streptophyta; Magnoliopsida; Lamiales; Orobanchaceae
Source: the annotation of a GenBank genome assembly
UCUCUCUCUCUCUCUCUCUCUCUGAGUGUGUGUGUGCGUGUGUGUUUUCUUGCUUGGACGCGCCUCGUGCCUUGGCGUUUUUUCUUGCUUUACUCGCACAAGAAGGAAAAUUUAACAAAACAAGGGCGGCCCAGUUUGUGAUUUCGUUUCAAAGAGCAACCUUUUUGCGUAAUUGAUCUCUUUGUUAAGAUGGCCAAGAAUGUGGGAAUACUUGCCAUGGAAAUCUACUUUCCUCCCACUUGCAUCCAGCAGGAAGUGCUGGAGGCUCAUGAUGGAGCUAGCAAAGGAAAGUACACAAUCGGGCUCGGCCAAGAUUGCAUGGCGUUCUGUACCGAGGUGGAAGAUGUAAUUUCUAUGAGUAUGACAGCUGUCACAUCUCUCCUACAAAAGUACGGGGUCGAUCCUAAGCAGAUAGGGCGCCUUGAAGUUGGCAGCGAGACUGUGCUCGAUAAAAGCAAAUCCAUUAAAACUUUUUUGAUGCCAAUCUUUGAGAAAUGUGGAAAUACUGACAUUGAAGGUGUCGACUCAACAAACGCAUGCUAUGGGGGCACUGCUGCUCUAUUUAACUGUGUAAAUUGGGUAGAAAGCAGCUCUUGGGAUGGACGUUAUGGGCUCGUUAUCUGUACGGACAGUGCUGUGUAUGCUGAGGGGCCUGCUAGGCCAACUGGUGGAGCUGCUGCUAUUGCCAUGCUAAUUGGGCCAAAUGCUCCUAUUGCUUUCGAGAGCAAGCUUAGGGCUAGCCAUAUGGCUCAUGCCUAUGACUUUUACAAGCCUGACCUUGCCAGUGAAUAUCCAGUAAUUCUCUGCUCUGUUAAUCAUAGUCUGUUAACUAUGGUUGUUGAUGGAAAGCUUUCUCAGACUUGUUACCUCAUGGCACUUGAUUCUUGUUACAAUAACUUAUGUGAGAAGUAUGUAAAGCUUGAGGGCAAGAAAUUCUCAGUUGAUGAUGCUGAGUACUUUGUAUUUCAUUCUCCAUACAACAAGCUUGUACAGAAGAGCUUUGCGAGAUUGUUAUUCAAUGACUUUUUAAAGAAUGCCAGCUCUAUUGACGAGGCUGCCAAAGAGAAGCUGACUCCGUUUUCAUCAUUAACCAAUGACGAAAGCUACCAAAAUCGCGAUCUUGAGAAGGCAUCUCAACAAGUCGCAAAGCCUUUUUACAAUGCUAAGGUGCAGCCAUCGACACUCAUCCCGAAACAAGUGGGAAAUAUGUACACAGCAUCACUCUAUGCAGCUUUUGCAUCACUACUCCACAAUAAAAACAGCACUUUGGCUGGGCAGAGGGUGAUAUUGUUUUCAUACGGCAGUGGUCUUUCGGCCACCAUGUUUUCUCUUCGUCUUAACGAGGGGCAGCAUCCUUUUAGCCUCUCCAACAUUGCAACUGUCAUGAAUGUUUCAGACAAGUUGAAGUCGAGGCAUGAGUUUCCACCGGAAAAAUUCGUCGAGAUCAUGAAGCUAAUGGAGCACAGAUAUGGUAACAAGGGCUUUGUAACGAGCAAAGAUUGCAGCCUUCUCGCAGCAGACACUUAUUACCUCACUGAAGUAGAUUCUAAGUACCGAAGAUUCUACGCCAAGAAGGCUGCUGAGAAUGGAAUCGUUGCCAAUGGCCACUGAAAGAUGGUAAUAGUGAUGCCCUCGUGAAGUUCUCCUACUCAUAGUCGUUUUAGCGCCUUGAGAAAAUAAUUGCAUUUUGAUUGUUUGAUAAAAGCGUCGACUUUGUUCAAAAGGUUAUGUGUCGUCUUAUUUUUUAUUUUUAUUUUUUUGUAUUUUACAUAUUAAUGAAAUGGUUGGGGAACUUAGUGACACCCUACAUGCUGUGUUCCUACUUUCUAAUUUUUUUUUUUAAUGAAUUUUCUUCUUAAAGUAUGUAACAAGUUUGUUUAAUGUAAAGAUGGAUAAAGGCUCCCCA